Struthio camelus australis is the source of this 4676-nucleotide messenger RNA. The record is from RefSeq and is a predicted model, not a curated record. NCBI's taxonomy places the organism in Eukaryota, Metazoa, Chordata, Aves, Struthioniformes, Struthionidae.
GGAUUCCUGCUCUCCUUGCAUGUCAGUUGUGAAACCGGGCAGCAACCCCUAAGCCAUCGCCAUGGAUUUUGUUAUGAAACAAGCUUUAGGAGGGGCUACCAAAGACAUGGGGAAGAUGCUGGGUGGGGAUGAGGAGAAAGACCCAGAUGCUGCCAAGAAAGAAGAGGAACGACAAGAAGCCCUUAGGCAAGAAGAAGAGGAAAGGAAAGCCAAAUAUGCCAAAAUGGAGGCUGAAAGAGAAGUUAUGAGACAAGGGAUUCGAGAUAAGUAUGGGAUAAAGAAGAAGGAAGAAAGGGAAGCAGAGGCCCAGGCUGCACUGGAAGCUAAUGCUGAAGGGAGUCUGACUCGCCCGAAGAAGGCAAUCCCUCCUGGCUGCGGCGAGGAGGAAGAGGAAGAGGAAGAGAGCAUUCUGGACACGGUCAUCAAAUACCUACCGGGGCCCCUGCAGGAUAUGUUCAAGAAGUAAUCACUGCAGAUUGUCAGACUGGCACAAACAGUACCGCAACGAAUUUCUCGUUUGCCCAAUGGGGAUAUACAACCUUGCCAUUCAUCACACAGCCCUCCCCAUCUCUGCCCUCUGCUGCUCACUAGGACGUCCCUCUGCUUCCCAUGCCCCUCCAGUCGCCUGUCUCCCUUUCCUGCACCCCAAGACUCAUCCAGUACCUUUUUUGUAAAUAGUCACAUCCAGUAGAUGCCUCUGAAUGGAUGUAAGGAUUAUAAAGCUGCAGACUACACAACUUUUAUUAUAAGCCAUAGUACUAUGUAUGUUAAAUAAGCAACUGUACAUUAAGCAGAAAAAAGGAACAGCCUCACAUGUGUUUCCAUCCAAAGCAGGAAGGAGUGUUCACUAAGUGUGAACAGUGGCCUCUUUAAUUUUCCUUAGUUAUCUUUUUUUAUUAUUAAUAUGGAUAAUAAUCAUUAGUUAUUGUUAUUAAAGUUCUUGUUGAUUGGGUCACCCUAAUCAUUUGCUGUUGAGCAUAUCUCCCCUUAGAAGAGAUGUCUCAGUUCUCCCAUGGAAACAGAGCUUUUUAAUUUUAAUUUUAAUUCCAUCAUCAGCAUAACUAAGAGAUCAUUUGGGAAAUAAACCAUGUGUGACUUCAGUCUCUGACAUCACUGAGAUGUGAAAGAGCUGAGCUGUCUACCCUCAGUUGCUGGUAGAAGUUAAAUGCCUCAGAAUCUAAGCAAGAGUCAAGUUGCUUUGGGAAUUAGCCAUACCUUAACUUGAAAGAGCAGAUUUGAGUCUAACGGGUGCCAUCCUGAGAGCUGGAGCCACGCGAGGUGUGUAGUGCUCUGACAGAGCACUUCCCCAUUCCUUCGAAGCCAACAGCCCAGCAGCCCUCUGGCAUGGCUGGCUGCUCUGAGUAGCCAACCUUCCUCUUUCUGCCCAAUGCCAUAUUCAGCAAUGCCAUUCCUGGCGGUGCUUGCAGGAGAGACAUCUGGGCUCCUGCAUACUGUUACUGCUGCAUCCUGCUCCUCUGUGCCCCUGCAGUGCAUGGGCGUAACAGAUGCGCUGAACGUGGCCCCGGAGAUGGAGAACUCCCGAGUUCACCUCUGCUUUCUCAUGCUAAAUUCCUCUGGUGCCUUGGGGAAGUUAGUUAUUUUUCUGUCCCAGUUUCUCCAGCUGUAAAAUAUAGGUGUUAAUCUAUAUCUACUAUAAAAAGGAUAAUGUGAAGGUGAAUUACAUACUGCUUCUACAGUGCCGUACAGGAGCUAAUUAGUAUUAUAAGGGUGUGUGGCACCCCUCGAUGCUAGCAAGCUGGGAAGAAAUCUCUCUCUCUGACCAUUAUCUUUGAAGCCUUUCCCAGACACAGGUUCAGCGGGUUUCCCUGUACAGAUCUUGCUGGUAUUGAGGAACUGUACAAGAAAAGUCAAAUUACCCUGGAGCUGUUGACUAGCUAGUGCACACACAAACGCACAGACAUACUCGUUCUUAUGCAUAGGCAGACUUAUUUUGGACACAGCCCCUCAUCAUCAGGUAUCUGACCUGUCAUCUGAAGAGCUGAUUUUGGAGCCUUUGCACUCUCUACUUCUCUACACUAGCUGGUGUGGGAGCAUUACACCCUCUUGAUCUCCCAGUCCUGUAAGAGAAUAAUAGUUUGCCUGGAAGAUCUGGCAUUGCCUGUCCCUAUCAUGGGAGCAAUAAAGUUUCCUAAGUAGACGGGACAGAUCUGGAAGCAAAUAUACACUUUCCAUUGACAGUAGAAAGGAAAGCAACCACAAAUGCUUAAUCAUAUACCUGAAAUUUUACUUCAGUGGAACUUGUUUGAUGUACUUGCUCAGUUAAAUUGAAGUUUGGCAGGUAUCUAAGUACUUUCUUGAAUUAGAAAUUUAAAAAGAUGCCUACCAUCUUUUCGGGUAAGACGCAGCAAUCUGCACCAUAUUUAAGGCAGUGAGCUUGUGAAUUCUGUGCCUCUUAUCAGCAUCUCCCAUAGUAGGGAAAAAUUUUGAUAAAAGAGAAGAAAUAUAUAUUAUCCUCUUCCACGCAGUUCUUAUUCAGGUAUGCUAGUCCUUGCUGGUUCCCAAUUGGCUUCAACCAUCAGUUUCCAUGAAUCCAACGCAGAGGCUGAGGGAGCUGUACAACCUCCUGCAACUCAGUGCCAGCUGAUAAACAUUCAACUUAUUUCAGUUUGGACUGACAAACAAGAUACGUCCAAUUCAUGUGCAAGCUGUCAAGGGCUUCCCAGGGGAAAAAGCAGGCAUGUUUUACUUUUUCAGUUUCUGUUAAUGGUUUUUGGUUUUUUGUUUCCUCCCUGCCACACUUUCAUUUAAAGCAAGGUGAAUGUCUCCCCCUAAGACUUUUAUAACCCAGAGCACUCUUUACCUCUGUAUCAAUGCUUGGGGAUAUCACAGCAAUGUUAAGCAAAUUAUCAUUUUCUAGGGAGAGUGUCCUGUUCCCCCCGUGCAAAUUCAGCAGCCAUGAAUCUGAGCCCAUUUGAAGCAGACCUCAAAGAACCAAAAAAAUCUCUUUCUGCCAGGUAAGAGGCAGCAGCUCUUUUUGAUGCUCUGCCAGGUAGGGAACUAAUCCAAUACCCACUGUAAGCUAAAAGGCAGAUGGCCUAGCCUUUCGCUCCUGCCGCUCACUGGUGGUGAAGUCUCCUAGCCCAGAUAACAGUGGCACAACAGCUCAGACAUCUCCUGAAAUGCUCCGGUUUCAGUCUCCUUUAUCGUCCCAUGAGUAAGCAAGAUCAGCAGAAAAGUAUUCCUGCUAGAAGGAACAUAUCCAUCUGUAUUCCUGUCUUGCCUUGCCCUGGAGAACUCUACAAGCAAGUAAGCAAAGGUGCCUGCAGAGUCUGCAGAGCAUGAGGCCGUUCUGCUUGUCUUUGGCCUGUCUCUGUCCCUCGCUUUUCUCCCUUCCCUUGCCAUGACCACAGACUCGUUGUCCAGCUAAACACCAUUCCAGAGAGCUCAGGGCGGGCAUAUGGGAGCUGAUGGCUUCCUUUUCAAUUUUCCUUUUUUUUUUUUUUUAAUGAAGAAAUUUGGCAGAAGAUGCACUGCACGCCCUGAGCACGUGUUGCUUGUUUUUCCUCCUCUACCCUUUGGCAUCUCGCUUGGGGUCUAGGCCUGUCUCCAGGUUAUUCUUCAUGCCUCAAGUGCCUCAGCCACUUUUUAGGUGGCUGACAAGGCACACUGCCCUCCCUUCUCUGCCCAGCACCUUCAUCACAGAUGUGGACCUUCCAACACCAAGCACCCAGACACAGGUCACAGCACUUGCACAAGACCAAAGAGGAGCCUGGUUCUUUGUUUGGAUUCUGACCAUCUCUUUGUCUUUCCAUACCAUUGUUUUAGUUGUAGCCCCAGUUUGUUCAAUCUCAGGUAAUGACAUCUUCUAUGUUGUUGUUGUUGUUGUUAUUGUUGUUACUAUUAUUAUUGUUAUUAUUAUUAUUAUUAUUAAUGCAGAAGGGUGGGUGGCUAGACACUGCAGCCAUUUUCCUCCACAGCUCCAGGACCUCUCCAGUUAGGAAAAGAAAAUAGAAAGCCCUCCAACUUUUGGAGGGCAAAUAAUUUAGUUUGACAUUGACCUUUGUGAACUUACAUCUAUCUUUAGAGAAAGCCAUAUGAAAUCAGACUGCAAUAUUAAUUAUGAAUGCUACUCAGUGUUAAAAAUAAAUAAAACAAGUGACUAGACCAUGUGCUAAAUCACUCUCAUGUUCCUCCAUCUAUGUUUCUAUCACCAUGUGUUGGCUUAGAUCCUUCCCAGCCACUCUCCUUUGUCAAAAAAAACGCAUACCAAUGCUACUGAAUACAUCUCUUUGACAAGCUUACUGUGCUAGCAAAGGCGUUGUUAGAAAUCAGCUCUUGUGACCUCAAGGUAAUGUCUUAUGUAUCUGAAACUUGUCUAUAUCUGUUUGAAUAUAUGUUAUCAAGAUACUGUUUCUUCGUGUGCUGAGUUAGUAAAAUGUUUCAGUAACUGUCUCUAAAAAAUUGCUUGUUUUCUCUCUUUCUCUUACACACACAGAGCAAAACUCAACCUAGCAAUGCAUUUUCUAAUAGAAAUGCUCCCCAGCUUUCUUUAAGAUGCAUGCAGUACCCUCCAAGCAGCCAGAUGAUUUAAAGUGGAGACUUUGUGAAUGUAAAAUUUACUUGUAAUUUGCCUGCUGCUUUUUCCUGCAUGAAGUAGGUAAAUGAUAUGAUGUUCUUAAAAUGGAGUCACAGCCAAAAUAAAGUGAUUUCAUACA